Molecule: messenger RNA, 2295 nt
Organism: Pogoniulus pusillus (Red-fronted tinkerbird)
Lineage: Eukaryota; Metazoa; Chordata; Aves; Piciformes; Lybiidae
Gene: SERPINF2
Product: serpin family F member 2
Exons: 8
Coding region: 1-1563 (520 amino acids)
Biological process (GO): negative regulation of fibrinolysis; negative regulation of endopeptidase activity
Molecular function (GO): serine-type endopeptidase inhibitor activity
Source: RefSeq, a predicted model, not a curated record
AUGAUGUCCCUCUGGGCUCUGUGGCUGCUCUGCCUGGCUGCUCUGCACAGUCACCUAAGGUUCUCCUCAGCACAUGCCAACGACCAAAAACCUCUCUUAUUAGACAGAGAUGGGAAGCUGAAGGAUGCAAAGGGUGCUGGAGAUGUGCAGUCUGCUCUGCUGGGAGCCAUCUCACCUGUGCCAGAUCCAGCGCUGGCCCAGGUUACCCAGGACAACUUGCAGGGGUUUGAUGGAUCCAUGUUACCUUUCCCUACUACCCUGCCAGGCACCAGCAAUGAAUUGAACCCAGAUGAUGAAGUCCUAGCUGGGACUGUGGGCUGUCAUGAACAGCAGCCAUCUGGGGACAUUGCCUCUUCUGAAGAGGAAGGAGAGGCUGAAGACAACAGCUGUGAGUUGACUUUGAAGAAGAGACAGAGGCUAGCAGAUGGCUUGAUGAGAUUCAGCAUCGAUCUCCUGAGAGAGGUCCAGCUGGAGCCCAACAGCACCAACGUGAUCCUGUCACCCCUCAGCAUCGCCCUGGCCCUGUCUCACCUGGCUCUGGGAGCAGCGAAUGAGACAGAGAAGCAUUUGCUGGAGGUGAUGCACCUGCAGUCGGUGCCCUGUCUCCACCACGUGCUGGGCACCCUGCGCAGCAGGCUCACAGAAUCCACCCUCAGCCUUGCAUCACGUCUGUACCUGCAGAAAGGGUUUGAGGUCAAAGAGAAGUUCCUGGAGGAUUCAGAGAAAUUCUAUGGAGCAAAGCCUGUGACCCUUUCUGGGAUCAGUAAGGAUGACCUCCUAGCCAUAAACGAGUGGGUAAAGGAAGCAACGAACGGGCAAAUACCAACCUUCCUGCAGCAGCUCCCUGCAAGCACAGUGAUGCUCUUGCUCAAUGCCAUCCAUUUCCACGGGUUUUGGAGGAACAAGUUUGAUGCCAGCUUCACUGAGCCAGAUGUAUUUCACCUUGACAAUGAUUUCAUAGUCCCAGUUGAGAUGAUGAAAUCUCAGAAGUACUCCUUGAGCUGGUUUACACUGGAGUCUCAGGACAUUCAGGUGGCCAAGUUUCCCUUUAAGAGUAACAUGAGUUUUGUGGUCAUUGUGCCAAACCAGUAUACUUGGAAUGGGCCUCACGUGCUGGAGAACUUCUCUUAUAAACAAUUAUGCAGGCUUUUUCCCAGAGAGGUACCCACCACAGUGAAGAUCCCCAAACUAAAACUGGACUACCAGCUGGAACUCAACAAGGUUCUCAGUCGGAUGGGCCUCCAGGAGCUCUUCACAAGUCCAGAUCUUCAGAAGAUCACAGAUGAGCCUCUCCUUGUAUCCAGUAUACAGCAUCAGUCCACCCUGGAGCUUAAGGAAGAUGGGGUGGAAGCAGCUGCUGGUACCGGUGUGGCAGUUUCACGCUCAGUCUCUGCCUUCAGCCUUGACCGGCCCUUUGUCUUCAUCAUCUUUGAGGAUGAAACAGGCAUACCUCUCUUUAUAGGCAGUGUCCAGAACCCUAACCCCAAUGCUGCUCCCCAGAUAAAGGACCCAGGGGACUCAAAUGAAGCAACAGAUGUCAAUGAGUACCCCAUGCCCAAAUAAGAGAGGAGCAGAGCCUAAGUGUUCUGGGGUUGCUACCUGACCCUUUGGACUAGCUAGGAGAGGCCUCCUGUCCUUGAAGACCUCCCUCUGAGCCAGAGGAGGCAAUCCCUUGCUGUGUUCCUUUACAGAUCCCUAGAGACCAGUCCUAGGACAGCCCAUUCCAUUCUUGAUGAGCUUCUCCGGGUGAGGUUCCCCUCUGUUGAACCUGAAAAUCUUGCUCUGCCUGGAUUUCUCUUCCAGGGCUCUCAGUCCCAAGAGGCUUCCUUGUCCCCAGACUCUUAUUAGAGUCUUCAUUAAGCUUUUAUUAGAGUCCCCUGGAGCCUGGAAUCAUCAUUAGCAUCUGGCAGCUUGGACAACAGCCAGAGAUAUUAAUGUGGCUCUUCCUUCCACAGUUCCUGUGAACAUCUCCCUUGGAGUGUUCCUCUGCAAACCGUCUGUACCCACCUAGAAAAUGACCUCUAGCUCAUCUAGACCAGUAAUAGUUGUCUUCCCUAGGAUGCAUCACAGUUAUUUCCAGGCACAGGCUCUAUCAAAGAUUCCCUUUUCCCACUCCGUGCCUUUUGGGAUCUGAUGUGGGAAGGUCUGCAGUGGGAAACCCCUGUGGCUGCUUAUCUCCAGCCCUUUUCCAGGGAAGCUAAGUUCUGGGGUAAUGCUAGAUUUUUUCAAAAGAUAUUUUGUAAAGUGUUUUUUAGUGAUUUUUAUGUUGGCAAAACAAUAAAGAGUAAAGCAGAA